Messenger RNA from Rhipicephalus microplus (southern cattle tick), 705 nucleotides. RefSeq lists its product as uncharacterized. The record is from RefSeq and is a predicted model, not a curated record. NCBI's taxonomy places the organism in Eukaryota, Metazoa, Arthropoda, Arachnida, Ixodida, Ixodidae.
AUGUCAGGAGAACUUGAUGCCCUGAAGCGUGAUUUUCGUAAAGAAAUGAGGGAGAUGAAAACUAGUAUGGAUUUCAUCAACAAAGAGUUUGAGUCUCUGAAAAAUGAAUGCACUGAACUAAGAAAGGAAAAUGCCACUCUCAGAGCAACGCAGGAAGCGCUCCUGCAAGAAGUUGAAGCAUUGAAGAAGAAAGCCCAUGAAAAUGCAUUGAGUAUUACAGCGCAGGAACAAUACUCUAGAAAUAAGAAUAUCGAAGUCAAAGGGGUUCCGCAGGUAGCAAACGAGAGCCUUGAAGGCAUACUCAGCAAAGUGGGCGAUCUGAUAGGUGAACCAAUAAGGAAAGAUGACAUUGAAGUUUGCCACCGGUUGCCUACGCGGAGUGCCGAUUCUGACCCUAACAUUUUAGUCGUUUUCAACAACCGUGCUAAGCGAGAUGCUAUCGUCGAAAGGGCCAGAAAAAGUAGGUUCACUGCAGCAGACAUCGGCUACACGAAAAAGCAGCCGGUCUAUAUUAAUGAGCACCUCUGCCCGCGGCUGAAGAAGCUGCUUGGGAUGACCAUAGCAAAAAAACGGGAACUGAACUGGCGCUUUGCGUGGGCCAAAGGUGGCAAAGUUUUCGCGCGGCAAACGGAAACAUCACGCAUUGUGCGGAUUGCAUGUGAAAUUGACCUAGAAAAAAUGGUCGACCAAACGCCUACUAGCUAA